GCAGGGGGAUGACGUCACACCAGCGACAGGACUUUGGUUGUUAGAAACUGGGCCUGAAGACCGCGGGCUGGGACGGCGCUAAGAUGACCAUUUGCCAGUUUUUCCUUCAAGGCCGGUGCCGCUUCGGAGACCGCUGCUGGAACGAGCAUCCCGGCACCCGGGGUGCGGGCGGGGCCCGGCAGCCGCCACCACAGCAGCAGCCGCCGCCCUCAGGGAGUAACAGGCGUGGUGGGUGGAAUGCCAGCAGCCAGAGAUACUCCAAUGUCAUCCAGCCAUCCAGCUUCUCCAAGUCCACACCAUGGGGUGGCAGCAGAGAUCAAGACAAACCAUUAUUCGGCUCUUUUGAUUCUGGGGCUUCCACCAGCAGAGGCUUUGGAUCUUCUCCAAAUCCUUUUGCUUCACUUCUCUCUGAAGAGCAGAAAGAUGAAAAGAAACUGCUGGAAGGAAUUGUUAAAGAUGUAGAGAUUUGGGAAUCAUCGGGGCAGUGGAUGUUCUCUGUUUACUCACCAGUGAAAAAGAAACCUAACAUUUCAGGUUUCACAGAUAUUUCACCAGAAGAGUUGAGGCUUGAAUACCAUAACUUCUUAACCAGCAAUAACUUACAGAGCUAUCUAAAUUCUGUUCAACAGCUAGUAAGUCAAUGGAAGAAUAGAAUAAAUGAACUGAAAAAUUUAAAUAUGUCAACCAAGGGAACUCUGCUCUCUGAUGUAAAGGAUGGAGCCAGUCAAGCAGCGCCUGCAUUUGGGUUUGGAAGUAAGCAAGCAGGGACAUUUGGGUCAUCAGGUUUUCCAGUGAAUAGCAGCAGCAGUAAUGUUCAGAACUUUAGUUUUAAAACAAACUCUGGAUUUGCCACUGCCCCUUCUGGAAGCACGCCUGUGUUUGGAAGUCCCUCGGCCUUUGGGGCUGGGCCCUCUGCUGGUUCUGCCAUUGCUUCCUCCGCUCCAGCCUUUGGAUUUGGAAAGCCUGAAGCCACAUCUGCUGUUCCAUUUUCUUUCAAGAGCCCUGAUGCUUCCGGUUUUGGAUCACCUGGGUUUUCAGGGUUUCCAGCUUCCUUGGCAGGGAGUCCUUUCGGCCCUGCAGUGGCCCCUGCCUUCGGAAGUGGCAGUUCUGUGGCUGGUUUUGGUAGUCCUGGCCCACAGUCUCAAUCUGUAUUUGCCAAACCUUCUAAUGACUUGUUUGGAGGUAGUAGCAUAUCAGCCUCCCUCCCCGCCUCUGCCACAAACAAUGUACUGUUCACACCCAGGGAUCAGCUGACUAAAGAGGAGCUGGAUCAGUUCCAGUCCCAGAAAUUUACUCUGGGAAAAAUCCCAUUGAAGCCACCACCUGUGGAACUUCUGACUGUAUAAAAGGGCAGUUUCAACUACAGAAUGGCUUUAGCCAGACAUAUGGUGCUUGCCUACGGUCUGGGAGGCUGAGAGAAGGGAUGCCACAAAUUCAGGGCCAGCCUGAACUGCACAGAGUAAGUAAUUGGCCAGCCAGGUCUGUGUGAAACCCUCCACGAAAAAUAUCUGAAUGGUGUUUAAAGAAAUGUUUUUUUUAGUGCUUGGGAUCACUGGGCCCUCACACAUGCAAGGCAAGUUCUACCUGAGCCACACUCUGUCCCUAAAUAUGUUUUUUAAGAUUGUCUUGAGUUAUGAGGAAUGUAAGCUUUUAGUAAUUUGAGGGAUUUUAAAGGUUAACAUUUUUUAUAAACCUAGCUAAAUAAAGCACAGCCAAAAACUCAAUAAGCAAGGGACUCUUUUGUACUGUAAUUGUGAGUGGAACUAAAAAAUGCAAUGUACUAAAUAAAGUAAUUUUCUCAUUCUGUUCCAA
Molecule: messenger RNA, 1812 nt
Organism: Myodes glareolus (Bank vole)
Lineage: Eukaryota; Metazoa; Chordata; Mammalia; Rodentia; Cricetidae
Gene: Nup42
Product: nucleoporin 42
Molecular function (GO): metal ion binding
Source: RefSeq, a predicted model, not a curated record